This is a messenger RNA of Naegleria gruberi, 1530 nucleotides long. RefSeq lists its product as uncharacterized. NCBI's taxonomy places the organism in Eukaryota, Heterolobosea, Eutetramitea, Acrasida, Naegleriidae. The record is from RefSeq and is a predicted model, not a curated record. Bases 1 to 1530 code for a protein of 509 amino acids. The transcript has a single exon.
AUGCAGACAAGUGAUGAAGGUAAUGAUGAUGUAUUGUGUUUCAAAUCGGAAAAGUUUCUCUCUAAAUUAAGUGUCUUGUAUGAAGAUUAUUUGAUGAAUACAACACCAAGUAGUAGAGAAUUAUUCUUGCAAGCUAUUAGGCGAGGUUUGAGUAUUAAUAUAUUGCUUAAUUAUUUGGAAUCGUUGCCAUCCUCUCAUCGCACUGAUGAAGAAGAGCAAGAUUAUUCCGAAUUAAUUUCCAAUGAUAGGGAAUUGUUGAUGGUUGCAGCUCAAACUGGCCAUUCUAUUACAGAGUAUAUCAGUGAUGAAUUGUUGGUUAGUGAUAGAGAAUUAAUAUUGACAGCUGUGAGGAAUAACUUUAGAAAUUACAUAAUGCUGGAUGAUGAUUUGCAAAAUGAUAAAUUUGUGAUUUUGGAAGCCUUGAAAGGAACAAAGAUUGCUCUUAAUCAAUUACCAUUUGAGGUUUUCUCUGAUAGGGAAGUGAUGGAAGCAUGUAUUGGAGUAGAAUUAAGUGGAUGUUUGGAUUACUUUAAUGAUGAUGCCAGAGAGGACAGAGAUUUGGUAUUGAAAUGUGUCAGAGCUUGUGGAAAUGACUUGAAUCAUGCAAGUGAUCUGUUAAGGAGUGAUAGGGAGAUUGUUUUAGAGGCAGUUAAGUCUAAUGGUGGAUCGUUAAAGUUUGCUUCUCAAUCUCUAAAAUCAGAUAAGGUCAUAGCUUUGGAAGCCAUGAAUAAUAGUUUGGAAGCAUUUCCUUUCAUUUCAAAAGAUUUAAAACAGGACGAGGAGUUUAUUAACCAUUGUUUAGAUAAUUUCAAAAUUACCUCUUUGAAGGGUAUAAAUGAUUCUUUAAUGAAGAAUAGGAAUGUUGUGAUGAACCUUGUUAGGAAUGGAAUGUCACUCUCAGUAACACCAGAAGGGUUUCGCUGCGAUAGAGAGAUUGUAUUAACAGCUGUUGCAAGAAGAGGUUCUGAUUUACAAUUUGCUAGUGAUGAUUUAAAGAUGGACGAGGAAAUUAUUCGAACAGCAGUGAAACAGAACAGCUCUGCACUUGAAUACGCACACGAAUCAUUCCAACUCAAUAAGGAAUUCGUACUUGAUUCGAUUGGAUCCAAAGAUUCUGAAAAUUGCUACCUGCACCCAGAUCUAACAGGUAACAGAGAUUUCGUCUUGGAAGCUAUCAGAAAGAAUGGCUAUCUUCUUCACAAGACCAAAUUCAAGGAUGAUUUUGAUAUGAUUAUCGAAGCUUGCAAGUCAAAUCCCUUCUCUCUUUUCAAACUCAAGCUAUUCCAACCUGGACUAUUUCACAACAAAUCAUUUGCAUUGCAAGUUGUAGCCAUUAGUGGCCCAUUGUUGCAAUUGUUCGAUGAGAGAAUUAAGAGGGACAAGGAAGUGGUUCUCACAGCGUUGGAACAUGAUGAGAAUUUGUUCAAUAUACAUGGAAUCAGCUCUCUAACAUCUAUUUCUCCAGAACUCAUCAAGGAUAGGGAAUUUAUGAGUGAGGUGGUUGAAUUGAUUAGGAGGAAGAGAUUUUAA